AUGAACACCCCUCUAAAGUGUGGUAAGAAACAUCGCGCUCUGAAAACCGGUAACCUGAAGGAGAUCGCUUUGGAGAGACAUUUCAAGCCGAUAGUCGAACCGUUGAAACGCAUCGCCGAACGUGUCGAAAACUCAUCCGAUGGAGCCGUUCUCGCGAAGACAGCACGCAAGGAGAGCACCUACGAUUAUGGUGACGACGACGACGACGACGACGACGACGACGAUGUUUUCAAAGCGACAACUCCAGACGAAUCCUUGAAGGUGAAAACAAAACAACAAUGGCCUAUCGAGACCGCAGCCUCACCCACAAUCGGUUCCACGCCAAUAGAAUCGCGCAAGAUGAUUCGAUCUACACCGAUAGAAUCGCGAACGACUGUUACACCAUACGUGGAACGGGAAGAAGAAGUGUACGAGACGGAUGAGGCGCCGAUCUCGCUCGAAACGUCUGCGAGAGAGACUCUGCAAACGGCGCAAGGUCAUGAUUUGUUGCAUAGUCAAUUGGGACCGUUGGGACAAAAAUACAUAGGCGAUCUUCUCGGCGGAGAGAACAAGAAUGCGAACGAUCACGUUUACGGUGUGUACGUCAGCAAGGAUGGGACUAAACUCGGUGACAAGCGAUUCGACGUGGACAAGGACGAUGCGAUGAUCAUCGAUGGAACGAGGUACGUCGGUACUCCCGGUCUGUACGAAUUGAUUUUCAAACGACUCCCCGACGAUCUUGUAUACACCAAAAACGAUUUGCAAACGUAUAAGAGUAUACUGCUGACGACAAACGCUCACAGACGCGGUCGCAGCGCGAGUAUGCCGAUCAUGGGUAACAAGGGUUACAAGUACAGUAUGAUUAUCGGUCUGCUCAUUCGCGGUGAUAAGAAAAAAGGCGCGGGUGCGACCCGCGUCCCGUCAACCAUGAGAGUAACCGAUAACAAAGUAGAUUACGUUCACUGGGACGAUCCCAACGAAUUAACAGAUCGUCUUCGAUUGCUCGAUUCUUCUCGUCUCGCUGGCAACAACGCUCACGACAACGAAAUUCUAUCGAUAAUCGAGGAGCUUCGCGAGGCUGGAUUCAUUAUAAAUUAACCUGGUUUCAUCAAUCGUGUCGGCAGUACGGUUCACACACCGAAGACGUCAUGUAUGUUAACAAGUUUGGCAUGUCUCUGGAGAGACAUGAAAACGACGGAAUUGCAUUGAACGAAACACGUUCG
Messenger RNA from Vollenhovia emeryi, 1202 nucleotides. RefSeq lists its product as uncharacterized. The coding region runs from base 1 to 1077 and encodes 358 amino acids. The transcript is spliced from 2 exons. Lineage: Eukaryota; Metazoa; Arthropoda; Insecta; Hymenoptera; Formicidae. The record is from RefSeq and is a predicted model, not a curated record.